ACCACUAAGCAAACAACAAGGGAUACAGAGACGGAGGAAUCAGAGAGCAUCACGAACUUCAUCAGGACGGUGGAGACGAUUCAAGUCGAGGCAAAAUCUCAGAGAGCUUUUCCACAAUGAUGACAAAGAUCUGCAUCGUCCUUCUGUUGUUUGUUGCGUCUUGCAGAGGGACCUUAACAACAGCAGCUACAACUACAACCACAUCCAAAGCACCAACUACUACAGCGGCUCCGGCAACAUCAACUGAAGCAACAUCAACAACUACUACAACAGCUACAUCAACAACCACAGUUACUCCAACAACUGCUACAGCUACAACCAUGGCCAAUCCAACUACAACCACAGGUGUGGCAACAACGGCAUCUGCCCCAACGACUACAGCUGAAGCAACAUCAACAACUGCAACCACAACUGCUCUAACCACUACAGCUUCUCCGACAACAACUGCUACAACUACAACCACAGUUAAUCCCACUACGAUCACAGCUGAAGCAACAACCACAGAUGCAGCAACAUCAACAACUGCUACAACAGCUACAUCAACAGCCAUAGCUACUCCAACAACUGCUACAGCUACAACCACAGCUACUCCAACAACAACCGCUACAGUUUCAACCAUAACCAAUCCAGCUAUGACCACAGCUGAAGCAACAUCAACAACUGCUACAACAGCUACAUCAACAACCAUAGCUACUCCAACAACUGCUACAACUACAACCACGGCCAAUCCAACUACAACCACAGGUGUGGCAACAACGGCAUCUGCCCCAACGACUACAGCUGAAGCAACAUCAACAACUGCAACCACAACUGCUCUAACCACCACAGCUUCUCCGACAACAACUGCUACAACUACAACCACAGUUAAUCCCACUACGAUCACAGCUGAAGCAACAACCACAGAUGCAGCAACAUCAACAACUGCUACAACAGCUACAUCAACAGCCAUAGCUACUCCAACAACUGCUACAGCUACAACCACAGCUACUCCAACAACAACCGCUACAGUUUCAACCAUAACCAAUCCAGCUAUGACCACAGCUGAAGCAACAUCAACAACUGCUACAACAGCUACAUCAACAACCAUAGCUACUCCAACAACUGCUACAACUACAACCACGGCCAAUCCAACUACAACCACAGGUGUGGCAACAACGGCAUCUGCCCCAACGACUACAGCUGAAGCAACAUCAACAACUGCAACCACAACUGCUCUAACCACCACAGCUUCUCCGACAACAACUGCUACAACUACAACCACAGUUAAUCCCACUACGAUCACAGCUGAAGCAACAACCACAGAUGCAGCAACAUCAACAACUGCUACAACAGCUACAUCAACAACCAUAGCUACUCCAACAACUGCUACAGCUACAACCACAGCUACUCCAACAACAACCGCUACAGUUUCAACCAUAACCAAUCCAGCUAUGACCACAGAUGCAGCAACAUCAACAACUGCUACAACAGCUACAUCAACAACCAUAGCUACUCCAACCACUGCUACAACUACAACCACAGCUAAUCCAACUACGACAACAGCUGAAGCAACAUCAACAACUGCAACCACAGUUGCUCAAACAACCACAGCUACUUCAGCAACCACAGUUACUCCAACAACAGCCGCUACAGUUACAACCACAGCAGCUUCAACUGCAGGAAGAACAACAACAGCAGCUGCUCAAUCAACAACAGCUGAAGUGACAUCAACAAUUGCUACAACAGCUACAUCAACAACCAUAGCUACUCCAACAACUGCUACAGCUACAACCAUGGCUAAUCCAACUACAACCACAGGUGUGGCAACAACAGCAUCGGCCCCAACGAUUACAGCUGAAGCAACAUCAACAACUGCAACCACAGUUGCUCCAUCCGCCACAGCUUCUCCAACAACAACUGAUACAACUACAACCACAGCUAAUCCAACUACGACCACAGCUGAAGCAACAUCAACAACUGCAACCACACUUGCUCAAACAACCACAGCUACUUCAGCAACCACAGUUACUCCAACAACAGUUACAACCACAGCAGCUUCAACUGCAGGAAGAACAACAACAGCAGCUGCUCAAUCAACAACAGCUGAAGCGACAUCAACAAUUGCUACAACAGCUACAUCAACAACCACAGCUACUCCAACGACAACUGCUACAAUUGCAACCACAACUAAUCCAGCUAUGACCACAGCUGAAGCAACAUCAACAACUGUAAACGCUGUUGCUCAAACAACAACUGCUGCAGCUACAAUCACAGCUAAUCCUACUACGACCAAGGCUGAAGGAACAUCAACAAUUGCAACCACAGUUGCUCAAACAACCACAGCUACUUCAGCAACAACAGCUACUCCAACAACAACCGCUACAGUUACAACCACAGCAUCUUCACCUGAAGGAAGAACAACAACAACAUCUGCUCAAUCAACAACAGCUGAAGCGACAUCAAUGACUGCUACAACAGCUACAUCAACAACCAUAGCUACUCCAACAACUGCUGCAGCUGCAACCACGGCCAAUCCAACUACAACCACAGGUGUGGCAACAACGGCAUCUGCCCCAACGACUACAGCUGAAGCAACAUCAACAACUGUAAACGCUGCUGCUCAAACAACAACUGCUACAGCUACAACCACAGUUAAUCCAACUAUGACCCCAGCUGAAGCAACAUCAACAACUGCAACCACAGUUGCAUCAACAACCACAGCUACUCCAAUAACAACUGCUACAGCUACAACCGCAGCUACUCCAACAACUGCUACAACUGCAACCACAGUUGCUCCAAUAACCACAGUUACUCCAACAACAGCUAUAGGUACAACCACAGCCAAUCCUGCUACGUCCACAGUUGCAGCAACAACUGCAUCUGCCCCAACAACCACAGCUGAAGCAACAUCAACAACUGCAACCACAGUUGCUCAAAUAACCACAGCUACUCCAACAACAGCUGCUACAAGUACAACCACAGCUAAUCCAACUGCAACCACAGCUGAAGCAACAUCAACAACUGCUACAACAGCAGUUCCAAUGACCACAGCUGCAGCAACAAUCACAGCUGAAGCAACAUCAACAACUGCAACCACAGUUGCUCAAACAACCACAGCUACUCCAACAACAGCUGCUACAGCUACAAUCACAGCCAAUCCAACUACAAUCACAGCUGCAGCAGUAAGUGCAUCUGCCCCAAUGACCACAGCUGAAGCAACAUCAGCAACUGCAACCACAACAGCUCCAACAACCACAGCUGAAGCAACGACCACAGAUGCUACAACUGCAGCAACAGCUCAAGCAACAACUACUACAGCUGCUACAACUGCAACCACAGCUGCUCCAAUAACCACAAUUGCAGCAAUGAACACAGCUACAAAUACAGCUACAGCAACAACCACAGUUGCUACGGCUGAAGCAACAUCAACAACUGCUACAACAAUUAAAGCAACAAUCACAGCUGGAGCAACAUCAACAACUGCAACAGUUGCAUCAGCAACCACAUCUACACCAGCAACUGUAGGUGCAAAGACCACAGAUUCCACAACUGCAGCAAUAGGAACCACAACUGCUCCAGCAAUCACAGCUGCAUCAACAAGCACAGCUGCAGCAAAGACCACAGCUGCAUCAACAAGCACAGCUGCAGCAAAGACCACAUCUGGAGCAACAACCACAGCUGCAGCAAAGACCACAUCUGGAGCAACAACCACAGCUGCAGCAAAGACCACAUCUGGAGCAAUGACAACUGCAGCAAAGACCACAUCUGGAGCAGCAACCACAGCUGCAGCAAAGAUCACAUCUGGAGCAGCAACCACAGCUGCAGCAAAGACCACAGCUGCAUCAACAACCACAGCUGCAGCAAAGACCACAGCUGGAGCAACAACCACAGCUGGAGCAAAGACCACAUCUGAAGCAAUGACAACUGCAGCAAAGACCACAUCUGGAGCAGCAACCACAGCUGCAGCAAAGACCACAUCUGGAGCAGCAACCACAGCUGCAGCAAAGACCACAUCUGGAGCAAUGACAACUGCAGCCCCAGCAGGAGCAACAACAAUGAAAACUGAUCCAACUACAAGGACAGCAGCAGCACCAGUAACCACAGCUGCUGCAGCAACAACAACAGCAGCUGCAGCUGCUACAGCAGCACCGUCAGCUCCAGAGCCAACAACAGCUGCCUCCUCUGCAGUAAACAACAACACAAAUUUCCUUUUGGUCACGGCAGUUGUUAUUGCAGUUCUAUGCAAUUAAAAACUGGACUGGAACAACUUCUCUUCAGUGUAAAAUACUAUUUUAUUUCAAAUGUCUUGUUAGAAUUAAGUUAUGUCACUUAUUUAUCCUAUCUGUACUUUUGACUUCAGUGAUCAUCAGUUUGAACUUAAGCCGUGAGUUCAAUUAUGUUUUUUUGUUCACACUCAGAACUGAAUGAGAUUUUCCAUCUUGUGUCCAUAAAUUACACUGAAAAACAAAGACUGGCUUGCAUAUCUGAUGGUGUCCUCGCUGCUCUGAAUGUCAGCACAGAAACAGUUAAUCCAAAAGCCAUGAAGGGGCUAAUCAUGGAGAUGUUGAUUCAGCUUAGAGGCCACAGUUGGCUGAUUUCGUAACCU
Scatophagus argus is the source of this 4585-nucleotide messenger RNA. Its product is annotated as mucin-2-like. Bases 117 to 4229 code for a protein of 1370 amino acids. Lineage: Eukaryota; Metazoa; Chordata; Actinopteri; Scatophagidae. The record is from RefSeq and is a predicted model, not a curated record. The transcript is spliced from 3 exons.